Messenger RNA from Xiphias gladius (swordfish), 3112 nucleotides. RefSeq names its product intracisternal A particle-promoted polypeptide (gene klhl27). The record is from RefSeq and is a predicted model, not a curated record. The coding region runs from base 179 to 1981 and encodes 600 amino acids. Lineage: Eukaryota; Metazoa; Chordata; Actinopteri; Istiophoriformes; Xiphiidae. Gene Ontology annotation, molecular function: actin binding. The transcript is spliced from 10 exons.
CUUCAACUGCCAGACCAGUGCAGUCGAUCCAGAAAAAAAGAUUGACAGUCUGCAGGGCGACGGAAGUUGCCUGCAUCCUCAUUACUAUACUUAUGGGCGUGUUUUGUGCUGAGGCUCUCUAGAGAGGAGGGUUUGGGGAUCCUGGUCUCCAUGGUAACACAGUCCUGCCCCAGCUGCCAUGUCCUCCAUCUCUUUGUCAACAUCCCCUGGUUGUGGUGGUGAUGCUGCAGCUGCCAUGGCAACCCAGGGAUGUGAGCAGGCUCUGCUGGCCUCAGACCGCUAUGCCAGACUCAUCCUGGCCCAGAUGAACAAAAUGAGGCUCCGCACCGACUUUUGCGAUGUGGGGCUGAAGGUCGGCAGCCGGGUCUUCAGGGUCCACCGGCUGGUGCUCGCUGCCAGCAGCCCAUAUUUCUCUGCCUUGUUCUCCGGGGGGAUGAGGGAGGUGGAUAAGGAGGAGGUGCAGAUCCUCGGUGUGGAGACUGAAGUUUUUGAGGUUUUGCUGGACUUCAUAUAUACAGGCGUGAUCAGCGUGAAUGUGGAGAACGUUCAGGAGCUGAUGGUUGCAGCAGACAUGCUGCAGCUGAAUGAGGUGGUGUCUGUCUGUGGAGAGUUUCUCAAGAGCCACAUGGACCCAACCAACUGUGUGGGCAUCUUUCAGUUUUUGGAGCAGAUUGCCUGCAUGGACAUGCUGGAGUUCACUGAGAACUACAUCCAAGUUCACUUUCUGGAGGUUUGUGUUACUGAUGAGUUCAGGGGCCUGUCAAAGGAUCAGUUGGUGAGGCUGCUGCGAAGUGAAGAGCUGAGGAUUGAGGAUGAAUACCAGGUAUUCACCGCAGCCAUGGACUGGGUUCUCCAAGAUGUGGCAAAGAGGAAAAAACAUAUAGUCGAGGUGCUGGAACCAGUCCGCUUCCCUCUGCUUUCUCCACAGAGGCUGUUCAAGUACAUAGAAGGUAUUACUGACUUCAGCCUGAGGGUGGCACUGCAGACUCUGCUGAAGGAGUACACUGAAGUCACAAAGUCUCCCAAAGAAAAUAAGAUAUACAGUCAGCUACAACCAGCCAAGAUGAGGCCCAGAAGAAAAGCCAGGAAAUACCUGUAUGCCAUAGGAGGCUACACUCGGUUGCAGGGCGGCCGCUGGAGUGACAGCAGGGCGUUGAGCUGCGUGGAGCGCUUUGACACCUUCAACCAGUACUGGACCACGGUAUCAUCCCUACACCAGGCCCGCAGCGGUCUUGGGGUUGCAGUCCUGGAGGGUAUGAUCUAUGUGGUGGGAGGGGAAAAAGACUCAAUGAUUUUUGACUGCGCAGAGAGAUAUGACCCAGUGACCAAGCAGUGGGCUGCUGUGGCAUCUCUGAACUUUCCUCGCUGUGGAGUUGGUGUCUGCCCCUGUCAUGGAGCUCUGUAUGCACUCGGGGGUUGGAUUGGGUCGGAGAUUGGGAAGACAAUGGAACGAUAUGACCCAGAGGAGAACAAGUGGGAGGUCAUCGGCAGCAUGGCAGUUCCUCGUUACUACUUCGGAUGCUGUGAGCUACAAGGGUUUAUUUAUGUGAUCGGAGGAAUCAGCGAUGAAGGGAUGGAGCUGCGCUCAGCUGAAGUGUAUGACCCCAUCUCCCGCCGAUGGAGCGCCCUGCCCGUCAUGGUCACACGUCGAGCUUAUGUGGGUGUUGCCUGCCUCAAUAACUGCAUUUACGCCGUGGGUGGCUGGAAUGAGGCGCUGGGUGCACUGGAGACAGUGGAGAAGUAUUGUCCUGAAGAGGAAAAAUGGAUGGAGGUGGCCCCGAUGUCUACUGCACGUGCAGGCGUUUCGGUGUCAGCAGUUAACGGGCUGCUGUACGCUGUCGGGGGCAGGGCCGCCAGCAGAGACUUCUCUGCCCCGGUGACGGUGGACUCUGUGGAAAUCUACGACCCUCACCUGGAUACCUGGACAGAGGUCGGCAACAUGAUCACCAGCCGCUGUGAUGGAGGCCUGGCUGUGCUCUGACAUACAGGAAUGUUCAGAUUCAAACUGUGGACCUUCAUGUCAGCCCCUGAAUCAUCCCAAAACUGCGUGAACUAAAGAGAAGCUGCACCUUAAAAAACACAAAAGUGCGCUUUUGUCUCAUGUGGGCUUUCACAUGAUCAUUUAUGUUAUUUAUACAUGGUUUAGACAUGUUUUGUUUUUUUAUUUGUCCGUAACAUUUGACAUUAAUUUGAAGUUUGAAUAUCACAGCAAAUCAAUGACUGGAAAACUGCCAAAACUGCUUCCAUUAACACUGUUACAUGGCUCAUCUGUUCUUCGAUUCUACAAGAAUGUGAGAGUGGCAACGCACUUGUAUUCCCCUUUUGUGUAUUGGGAGACAAAGCUAUCCUGACCAUGAGGAUAAUUUUUUCACAGUAGAGGAUUCUAUUUUUGAUUGACCAGAGAGUUUUUUUUUAAGCAGCGUUAGAGUCCUGUGGGGACUGAGAAUACUGUUCUGGGCUAAGAUGUGAAAGCAGCGUUCUUUAGAUUGUUUUCUUUUUAUCUUUCCUCAAAGAAAUAUUUGAGGUGUGUGCUUUGCUACUUGGAAAAUGGAUCAAACCACUUUGAGCCUAUUUCAUAAUGGAACCAAAUGAAACUUAAGGGUGUUUUAAGUUUCAUGGUUAGUGACUUCUGUGAAUAGUUGUGAACUUGAACAGCCACCAGUGGUGCGAUUGCUCUGUUCCAACUGGAUUAUUUUUGUAUAUAUAUAAUACUGUAAAUACUUGUGCCUCUGUCACUAUUUACGCUUAAGUCCAAGCGGGCGAAUACUGCUCAUUUCGCUCAUUGGUAGCACCUGAAAUGUUUAGAAUUUACAUUUCAUCCUUCUAAAGUUGAAACACUUGACAAUAAUUGACAAUGCACAUGUACAGAAAUGUGUUUACCUUGUUAAUGCAAAGUACUGUUAGUUUCCUCUUUGGAUUUUGUGAAAUGAGUGCAUAUCACAUUGAGGUGUUGCAAAGUUACAGUAUCACCUAUCGUGUACUGUUAUCUCUUUGCAAGGAACACAAUAUUACAGAACAGCAAUCACGUCUUUCAUUGUUGAUUUUCAUAUUUAAUAAACUUCAUAAAAAAGAGGCGUCUGCUGGGUUUGAAAUUAGCCUACAUUACCCCUUU